Molecule: messenger RNA, 1617 nt
Organism: Closterium sp. NIES-65
Lineage: Eukaryota; Viridiplantae; Streptophyta; Zygnematophyceae; Desmidiales; Closteriaceae
Source: the annotation of a GenBank genome assembly
AUGGCACCAGCGCGAAUCGCGCCGAUCGAUGGAGGCUGCGUCACGGACUCCGACUCCCGUCGGGCCGACUCGCACGACUCCUCCGCCGCGGAUUACUACUAUUCCCGGCACAGCGCGCAAGGCGGCGCCGCCUCUGUUGAUCGUGGCGGGAAUACUAACCAGCCUGGAUCCAGGGAUCUGCGUGAUCAUCUUAUGACGUCGUUUCCCCCGCCGUCAUAUCCGCUCUCCUCCGCGCAUCUAGCGCACACCAUGAUGCGCCCGCCCGCUGAUUCCGCUUCUCAGCGUCACCUGGAGGCCUCCGUGCGCCACACGCCCCCGCAGGCGCACUCCGCGCUGCAGCAUUCCGCGCUACAGCACUCCCCGCCGAUGAUGCACUCUCUUUUGAAGCACAGCGAAUCGGAGUUUCGAGGAGACGGGUUGUCUGCUCAUGGAUUGUUGACGCAGGCGCCAUCCCUCCAGGACCGUCCCUUCAGCUUCCCGAGCCUAUCCACCCAUUCUUUCCCGGACCAAGGCCCGACUGGGGAGGAGGAGGGGGAGGAGGAGGAGGAGGAGGAGGAGGAGGAGGAGGAGGAGGAGGAGGAGGAGGAGGAGGAGGAGGAGGAGGAGGAGGAGGAGGAGGAGGAGGAGGAGGAGUGGAGGAAGGGGGAGCGGGAGCGGGGAGGGGGGGAGGAGGAGGAGGAGGGGGGUGGUGGUCGGAGUGCAAUGGGGAGCAUGCUGUAUCAUGGUCAUGUGUUGCUAAAUUCCCGGGGGUUCCCACUUCGACCUGUAAGUGCUCCUCCUUGGGGCAUGUGUGCGCUGGCAUGUGUGCGCUGGCAUGUGUGUGCUGGCAUGUGUGCGCUGGCAUGUGUGUGCUGGCAUGUGUGCGCUGGCAUGUGUGCGCUGGCAUGUGUGCGCUGGCAUGUGUGCGCUGGCAUGUGUGCGCUGGCAUGUGUGCGCUGGUAUGUGUGCGCUGGCAUGUGUGCGCUGGCAUGUGUGCGCUGGCAUGUGUGCGCUGGCAUGUGUGCGCUGGCAUGUGUGCGCUGGCAUGUGUGCGCUGGCAUGUGUGCGCUGGCAUGUGUGUGUUUGGACAGCUAUGUUCGCGCUCUCUCUCCAUCCAUCCCUCGUACCGUUCCCCACGGCCCUGCUCCCACCAUCGCUCAGGAUCUAACAGACGCGUGGCUGCUACCGGCAGGUCCCCGCAUGCACCCCUUCUCGCCACACCCCUUCCCUGAACGGCCCGGCCAGCCCGAAUGUGCGUUCUACAUGAAAACAGGCCAGUGCAAGUUUGGAGCAGACUGCAAGUUCCAUCAUCCCCGCAUGCGCCUCCCCUCCCCCUCCGCUGCUGCUGCAAGCGGAGCAGGGGGGACAGGUCCAGGCGCAGGGGGAGGGGGGGGGAUCGGAGGCGGGGGAGGGGGGGGCAUGGGGGGAGAAGGCGGGGGGACUGGUGGGGGUCUUGGGGGGGCUGUGCAGAAUAGGAGCGGAGGGGGAGGAGGUGGAGGAGGGGCGAUGGGGGGAGGUUUGGGAGGAGUGGGAGGAGGAGGCUUGGGUGGGGUUAUGGGUAUGGGUAUGGGUGUGCGGCUAACAGCAGCAGGAUUGCCAAGACGAGAGAAUGAGAUUGCCUGCGCCUAUUACAUGAAA